AUGAAACCGAAGUUGUCAAAGGCAUUUCGACAGGGUUUAUUGAAAAUAACAAGUACUACAGGAGCAUGGAUCAUCACUGGUGGAAUGAAUACUGGAGUAAUGAAGCUUGUAGGUGAAAUUAUACAACUAAAUCAUUAUCGUUCAAAACCAGUUCAUAUCAUUGGUAUAGCUACAUGGGGAUGUGUGAGUGGCACUGACGUGUUAAAUGUACAAGGUCAAACCGUUCAAUAUACAAAAUCACAGACUGAUGUACCAGGUGAAGCGUCGUUAGAUUCAAAACAUACUGAAUUCAUUUUAGUUGAUGAUGGUUCAAAUCAUAAAUUUGGUGCAGAAAUUGAGUUUCGUGCAAGUUUAGAACGCGCUAUUUCUGGUGAAUUUUUCGAUCCUGCACCAACAUUUGGACGGCAACAUUCAGGGGUUGCAGGAUCAACCUCAUUAAGACCAGAAAAAUUUGUUUCAGUUCCUGUUGUGCUCUUAGUUAUAGAAGGUGGACCGAACACAUUCAAGACCGUUCAUGAAGCAGUUGUUAAAAAUAAAAUACCAGCCGUUUUUUUUGAGGGCACCGGUCGUUGCUGUAAUGUAUUUGCUAAAGCCUACAACAAAUAUCGUGAUUUAAAAGACCAAACAGGAAGUCCUGAAGAGCUUAAUACCAAUUCUGAUGUAAUAAAAAAACGAAAAGAUGAAAUUAAGCGUCUUUUGAGAGAAGAAUUGAAAGAAGAAUUAGAAUUACUUGAUAGUGGUAAAAAAACCAAGAAAGUUGGUAAGUCUCAUAGAAAUGUUAAUACAACACGGCUCCCGAUAGCUAGUUUCCUUAACUACUUUCUAGAAAUAAAAAUUUGUUCAAAGCAUGUAGUACUGUCCAUGAAAAGUCGACUCUAGCCGCCGAGUGUCCAGUUUUUCGAAAAAUGAAAAUAUAUUUUCAGAACGUAUAUGCGUAAGAUCUUUUUAAUUUAGGUAUCUCCUCAGUCUCUAAUCCAAAAAAUGUUUUCUUGCUCGUGCUUAUAGAAAAAGAGUCGACUCUUCAAAAUGAGGUUCUUCUCGACAGAUGAUUAUAUUUUCUUCAAAAGCCAAGCAAAUCAUUGAGAGGUGUACGAGAAAAUUCGAGGAGACGAUAUACUGUUCUGACACUUUUCGAAGAAAAAACUUUCCUUUAUUUUCUCAAGGCUUCCAAUUUUCAGAAUACAUCUGAUAUCGUGUUUGAUAGCCUUUUUGUUUCUGGCAUUCAGUUUUAAAUCGAAUCUACGAGUGUUUCGGUUAUAUCAGCACUGACAGCUUGCAUUCUUCCGAGAGUCUUUCUCAAUGAAUUGCUUAUGCCUUUUAAAGAAAAUAUAAUCAUCUGUCGAGGAGGACCUCAUUUUG
Didymodactylos carnosus is the source of this 1359-nucleotide messenger RNA. The record is from the annotation of a GenBank genome assembly. NCBI's taxonomy places the organism in Eukaryota, Metazoa, Rotifera, Eurotatoria, Philodinida, Philodinidae.